Messenger RNA from Ostertagia ostertagi, 342 nucleotides. Lineage: Eukaryota; Metazoa; Nematoda; Chromadorea; Rhabditida; Trichostrongylidae. The record is from the annotation of a GenBank genome assembly.
AUGGAAGUGGAUGGUGCGAAAACUUGCUGCUGCAUUACCAGUUUGGCUCCCACGGUGAACGCGCGCAUUGGAGGAUCGCGAGUCGAAGGAUAUAAUCGACAGAUCUUCUAUACACGAGCAUUCUACCUCCGUGCCAAGGGUAACAACUUCAAGAACAAGAAACAUCUUAUGGAGUACAUCUUCAGAAAGAAGAGUGAGAACAAGCGUGCUAAGCAACUCGCUGAUCAAGCUCGAGCAAGACGUGACAAGAACAAGGAAGCCCGUAAGAGACGAGAAGAGCGACAACAUGCCAAGAGAACGGAGCUUCUUCGCAAGAUUUCGGAGAGCGAGAGGGCGCGCUGA